Molecule: messenger RNA, 2836 nt
Organism: Bacillus rossius redtenbacheri
Lineage: Eukaryota; Metazoa; Arthropoda; Insecta; Phasmatodea; Bacillidae
Gene: UQCR-C2
Product: cytochrome b-c1 complex subunit 2, mitochondrial
Exons: 7
Coding region: 102-1466 (454 amino acids)
Cellular component (GO): mitochondrion
Molecular function (GO): metal ion binding
Source: RefSeq, a predicted model, not a curated record
UAAUCUAUCGACAUUUUCUUUUUAAGUCUUCUGCUACUGAAAGUGAAGUUCUAACUAAAGGUUUCUAUUAAUUUGACGAGCAGUUGUAUUAACACUAAACAAUGGCCGGUAAUGCGAGAAGUGUGCCGCUUUUGCGUGACAUUGCAAGACGCAGCUAUGCAGCACAGGCCGCCACGGCCGCAGCUCCCGUCUCCCCUCGAAGGGACGUCCAGGUGGAGACCACGGUUCUGCCCAGCAAGCUGGUCGUCGCAUCCGUCGACAACAACUCCCCCGUCGCGCGAGUCUCCGUCGCCUUCAAGGGCGGCUGCCGCUACGAGACGGUCCACAACCUGGGGGCGGCACACAUGCUUCGCAUCGCUGGCGGCCUCACCAAUAGGAACUCCUCGUACUUUGGCCUGACCCGCAACCUGCAGCAGAUCGGGGCGAGCCUCGGGACCAGCGGGGACCGGGAGACUGUGGUGUACACCGUCGAGGGCACCCGGGACAACGUGGAAGUGGCGCUCCAGUACCUCGCAGACGCCGCCACCAAGCAGGUGUUCAAGCCGUGGGAGCUGUCGGAUAGCCUGCCGCGUCUGCGCUACGAGCUGGCUACCAUCCCCGUUGAGGCCAGGACCCUGGAUCUGCUGCACAAGGCCGCCUUCCGCACCGGCCUGGGCAACACCCUCUUCUGUCCGAAGCCUCUGGUCGGCAAGCACAGCUCCGAGACCCUGCAGCACUACACGAGAAGCCUGCUGACGGCGGGGCGCACCGCUGUGGCGGCUGUGGGGCUCCCCCACGGGCAGCUGGUGGCCUUCGCCCAGAACCUGGGGCUGGACGACGGGGCGGGCCCCGCCAGCCCGACCCGCUACUUCGGGGGCGAGAUCCGCAAGGAGAAGCUGUCGGACAUGGCGCAUGUCGCUGUGGCCGCAGAGGGUGCCAGCCUGGCCAACCAGAAGGAGGCGCUGGCCUUCGCGGUGCUGCGCUACGCCCUGGGAGCCGGCCCCGCCACCAAGUGGGGGUCCAGCGUGUCGCCGCUGUACAAGGCAGCGGCCGGGGCUUCGGGGUCCGAGUCGUUCGCCGUCUCCGCCCUCAACGUGAGCUACAGCGACGCGGGGCUGUUCGGGUUCGUGGCCUCCGCGCCGGCCGAGGUCGCCGGGAAGGUGGUGGAGGCGGCGCUGAAGCAGCUGCGCGCCGGCCAGGCGGCGGACGCUGACGUCGCUCGGGGCAAGGCGCAGCUGAAGGCAGAGCUGCUGUACGCGCUGGAGAGCGGCCACGGUCUGCUGGAGGACCUGGUGUCCCAGGCGCUGCUGCUGGGGGCCGUGUCUGGCCCCGCCCAGCUGGCCGCCGCCGUGGACGCCGUGUCCUCGGCCGACGUCGCCGCCGUGAGCUUCUCCCCUUCCACCCUCGUCAUCCCGUCCAUUUCCUUCUCGCGACUUGGUAGGGAACUGUCCCAGCAUUUGCCUCGCGUGAAUUUCGGGAAGCCGUGAGAUUCUGAAAUCUAGGUGACCAGACCAAAAUGGAAUCAGUGUCUUUAAGAAUGGCAGUCGGUGUCUUGGCACUACGCCACCUUGCUUCGUACACAUGUAAAAGGACAACCACGUACAGUAGUGUUUGUAUUGGCAUACUCUGAGGUAUACUAGCUUACCACUCUGACGUCUACGUCUUGUUGAGUGUGCAUUGUGGAGACUACUCGCUUCCCGAGUGAGUAACAACUCUUGACACGCCGCUGGGUUGCAUCUACUUGCUUCAACACCUGGUUGAACUUUAUUGAAGUGUUGUAAACCAACCCGUAAUCCAAGCUAUGCUUUCCCACAAAUGGGAUAUCCUAAAAUUUAAAAAGUUUGCAAACUAUAAACAAAGUUGACGAAGGUGUAAAAUGAGAAAAUGAGGUUAGCUGAAUUCAAGUAGAAUUACUAUUUAUUUUUAAUUUCAAAAUCAACUAGAACGUGAAAUAAUUACAUACAUUACAAAGUGGUAAUGAGAUGACAUAAUAAUAGGUCCAUCUGAGAUCUGAAGCUAUAUAAAAUACCAGCUAAAUACAUGUACUUCAUAUAAAAGGAAUCACUAAAAUAGUACAAGCCAAAAUACUAAAAUUGACAUUAAAAAGCAAAUAAUUUUGUCUAUUACAAUAUAGUUUUAAUAAAAUUAAUAUUUAGUUUAGGGCUUAUAUAAAAACCUAAUUAUUAUGUGCUAAAAAGAAAAUGUAGUCUGUGUAUAGUUUUUACAAUGUAAAGCAUAGCAGUCUAUAGCUACAUUAAUGAUUAAGUACUACAGGGAAACAUCACAAAGAAAUGUAUACAAGUUAAAUGAUUUUAGGUUUAGAAUAUUGAAUGUUAUUGUUGCAAUUUUUUUGUUUGACUUGUUAAUUGUUGUACUGUGGUUUUAUUUACUGACUUUAAGGGUAUUAACAUGAAUUGUUAAAGCUGUUGAUAACAUUUAUUGCGCUUGAAGUGUACUUUUUAUUGCAUGUGAUUUUAAUUUUUAAUGAUGAUAAAGACAAAAUACUCAAUUUUUGACAUUCAUAAUUUGAUUUUUUGUAACACCAUAAAAUCUAGGCUCUAGCCAUGAGGGUUACUGUUAGCUCAUUCAUAAAAAAACAAUUACUACCACAUGUGAUGUACUAACAGUAGUUUUAGACUUGCAACCAUCACUUGAGGGCAAGCGUUGUACUUGUGUUGCAGGCGGCCAAGAAGGUGUCCCAGGGAAAGCUGUCUCUCGCUGCGUUCGGACAACUGCACACCGUGCCGUACCUUGACCAGCUCUAAGCAUCGCUACGUGCUAGUCGUCGUCGCCAGUGUACAUAUUAUAUGUAUUUAUGACUGUUUUUAACAUACCAAUAAAAGUCUUUCCAGCACCA